UGAUAGGGCGGAUGAACCAGGCAUGGGGGGCACGCCUGUGCUCCAGUGCUUUGGAGGCAAGGGUUGGUGGAUCACGUAGGGAUUUGUGAAAACUCCCGAACCCGCCAGGCUGUGAGGUGGUGGCAAGGGCAUGAGCAUCGAUAUUGAUCGAUGUAAUCGUUACAUACGAUUGAGCGGUGGCGUUUUGGUUAUCACACUGCGUUAUAAAAAACCUGGUCAUGACUGGCCAUGACUUAACAUCAGUGACGAGUAAAAUCUAAACACGACUUGGCUCUCACGCCCUUCAACAACCCUCACCGACCAGCGUGGCAACAAUCUAUCGUCAAACAAACCGUCGUGACCUACACGGCGUGGGAGGAGGGGAGGGGGGGGAGUCCAUCAUCCAGCAGUGGAUUUCCAAAGGCCUGUGAUUACUACAUAGUCGCCAAGUGCCUACCACAAUCCCUCCUGCGCCACUGCAGCAAUGGUUCACAUUCAUAGCCACGCGGCGGGAGGUCUCUUGUGCUCAUUAAGGGAGGCUCUCCAAGCUGAAAUAUUCAGCAUCUGUUUGUGUCGUCUUGUAAGGGAGAGAUUCAAUCUCGUCUGUGUGCUGGGAAAGGAAUAUAAUCACUCCGUUCUCUCGGGCCAGAUUCACGCCUUGAACCAAGAAAGGUGAAACGCAUCGCCCUGGUUUUUUAUGUUGAAGACCAAAAAAAAAUCAAAGGUUUCGUUAACGAAACACGCAUUCAAAAUUUCCAUCCUCUGACCGAGUGAGGCUUUCCUUGGUAAAUAAUUACCAUCGUAAUAUAUAUACGCACACACACACGCACGCGCGCGCGCACUCGAAUACGUGCCAGUCUGUGUGCCUGUGUGUUUAUUGGGCGUCAUCCCCCCCAGGUCGCGUGCCAUACGAACGCCGGCGAGACGUCAAAGUCUCGUUUCCUCCCCCGUUCCGUCUCAUUCUUCCCCAUCCUUAUUUUCAACCCCUCCUCUUUAAUCUCCUCCUCCUGCUGCUGCUGCUCCCUCCGUAUUGUUUUGUUGAGACCCUGUCUCUCGUGCCAGCAAAGAGCGGCUCUCGCUUCGCUCUGCUUCUCCCGUUGAAUCUUCCUCGGUGUCGUGGGUCGCCGCAGGAGUCGCUGCUGCUGCUGCCGCUGCUGCCGCUGUUGUUGUUGGAGGCCAGUGACGGGAGAACGGAGGAGGAGGAGGUCACAGCCAUGGCCGAGGAGACGCCCGAGGUCAAGGACUCCUCCCGAAAGUCUAAAAAGAGAGGGAAAGACCGUAGCGAAGAUGAGCUCACCCGUCUCUUCUCGGGAGACGGCGUGAGCUACCGAGCCAAGAUCAUCGGCUCUGACCCAGUGCCUGGUCCCUCCGGACACAAGAUCUGCCAGGAUGCAAUGAUGAAGCUCAAGGCAGUGGCGUCGACCUCGCGUUCCCGGGGCCAGCACAAGCAGCGCGUGCUCUUCAGCAUCUCCUUCAAGGGCAUCCGCAUCUCUGAUGAGAAGAGCGGAACCACCGAGUACGAGCACCCAAUUGGCUUAAUCUCUUACAUCGCCCGCGACGUCUCGGAUCCGCGCGCCUUCGGCUACGUGUGCGGAGCGUCUGGAGCCCAUUGCUUCUACGCCGUCAAGACUGUACAGCAGGCCGAGCCCGUGGUCAUGGACAUUCACGACGUCUUCCAGCUGCUGGGCAGCAGGAAAGGGCAGCAGCCCCAGGUAGCCGGGGGAGACGCGACCUUGCACCUCGACGAACAGAAGAACUUUGUGCAACUGGCUUUGUUUGGGGAGAUCAGCACCUCCGUGGAGCCCAACUCUCCCAUGACCCCCGCUGAAGAAGGGUGGUCGAACCCCACCUGGGGUUCGCCGUGCAACAUCCCAGUGCUCAUCAGGGACCCUGCGAGACUCCAGAAUGAAUACCCACCCGGGGGCCCUGGCUCAGUGGCUCACGCGGGAGGCAGCACGGCCGGGAAUGUCACAAUAUUUCUGGACGGGACGUGCGGAGGCGAGACCGACACAGACGACCCCGAUCCUGCGUCUGUCCAGGCCCUGGACAACAUGGAUAUCUACGCAUCCAUCUCCAAGCCCUCCCAACCACAGGUGCAGCAGGGUGGCGAUCCCUUCGCUCUUCCGCCGCUCUCCUUCGACGAUAAUUUCGCAGCCUCCAUGGGGCAUGCAUUGCCGGCGGCUUUGGCGGGGCCACCCGGCGGUCCGGAGUCGGGCAGGGUCCCACUGAGCAUCACGAUUCCCGCACCCCGGGGAGCCGGGCUUUCUGUGUCGGCCACGGUGAGCAGCCCAGCUUCUCUGGCUGGAACUCCUCAAGCUGUGCCACCUUCAGGUGUACUAGGAUUGCAGCAGCAGCAGCAGCGACAACAGCAGCGGCAGCAGAAGCAGCAGACAGCGCCCUGGAUGCCGCAGAUGACCCAAGCAGCUGCUGUUCUGGCGAGCAUGGCCAGUCAAGCGACCGCGCAGCAAAACUCAGCGUCGUCGCAGGCCGCACGAGCCGACGUCUACAGGGAGGCGUUUGCAGGCCUCGAGCAGCCGGCGGCACCUGUCUCUCAAGCGGCGUGGCCCUCGCCGGGUCAGGCCCCCCAGCCAGCGUGGCCUUCACCGGCUCAAACUGGCCAGCAAGCGUGGCCCUCGCCGGGUCAGGCCCCCCAACCAGCGUGGCCUUCACCGGCUCAAACUGGCCAGCAAGCGUGGCCCUCGCCGGGUCAGGCGGCCCAGCAAGCGUGGCCUUCACCGGCUCAAACUGGCCAGCAAGCGUGGCCCUCUCCACACCAAGCAUUUCAGCCAGAGUGGCCUCAAAACCAAGCCUUUCAGCCCGUGUGGCCAUCCCAAGAGCAGGCCUUUCAGCAGCCCAGCUGGCCGGCCCCCCACGUGGGGCCCGGCAGUGGCGGCGGCACUCAGCCAUUCGGCGUGGGCGCGACGCCGGAGCUGGAGUUGGAGCUGGCCCUGGGCGGGGAGCCCGUGGUGAGCGUCUUCCCGGUGGCCGCCCCCCAGCCGCAAGCCGCCCCCCAUGCCGGGCCCGCGCGGCCCCCCGCAAGUGCGGGGCCGGACCCGUUCAGCGGCCUCAUGGGAGGUGUGCAGGCCACCACCAAGUGAGUGGCCACCCUUUGGAUAUGGAGUGAACAGAGCAUCGCGGCGUGACCACACGCGUACAACUUCUCUCCGUUCUCUCGAACACCUUCCCACACACCUAUACUGUUCGGCACUUGGAUUGAGACCAACCAUCGCUCCCUCGGCGUUUCCAACAUGAUGUGUUCAUCUUCGCCGGCCAAAUAUACAAACAUGCCUGACGAUUGCUGAAACAUGACACGUAAACACUCUUAAUGUCCACCGGUGCCCUCUCCAAGUCGUGCGGUACAAGAUCUUUGACAAUUGGAAUCAGGCUCUGGAGCCAAAACCCCUUCCCCACAAUAUAGCCGUCACAAACUUUCGAGGCAAGUGCUUUUCACACGGGCGCCUAUGAAGGCCGGCAUGGCAAACGAGGGGGCGGGAGGCCAGCAACCGCGCCCGACCGCCUUUGUCUCCCCCGUGGAAAACCACGACCGCCACUGCCACCAGCAGCAUCAUUCCCACGUACCUAUGGAAACACACGUUCACACCUACACACACGCAAACCAACAUCUCCCCCCGCUCUCUCUGUUUCACGUGGGGAAGUGUUUGUUUAGCAUCUGACGCGUGAAGCGUGGAAAGACUUCCGUUUAUGUUUGGAUGGAAAAUAUUGGUCAAUGUUGAGAGGUGGGCCGUUGUGAGCGGCGAGUGCUGGAGUCAGAAAAUCCUGCUUUAGAUUUCCACAGAUGUUCAGACCCUUGACUUUGUAGGCUAUGUUACCUGUACCAGUAAUACAGUACCAAUCAACGAUUACAAAUGCACUUACAAAAAUCCAGAAUUGCACGUGAAAAUUGUACUUAGAUUAGUCAAUAGAUUGAAAACGUAUUUUUGUGUGUAGUUUGUUGUCCUUCCCCCGCACCUCCGAUUAGCACGGUUGGCUACGUACGGCACGAAAGAAGUUCAACAACACACAUUCGGCACAUGCAGCAUACAUCAACUUUGUCUCGUUUUGCGCAACUGCCAGUACAUUUUAACACGUGUGGGUUCAGAAUAAACGUCUUGGUAAAUGCAACGUUCCUGUAUUUUAUGUAAAAAAAACUAACAACAAUAAUAAAAUACUUUAAUAAUAUUAAAUCAUCAUAGCGUUCGCCUAUUGCCACGUCACUGUCGUGUAUCACCUGCAUUGUAAAUUUCCGCGGAGCGGUGGUGCAUCGGUUGGUGCGCCGACCACUGAACCAGCCUUUCUGAGUGCGAUUCCUGGCGACGGCUAACGUCAUUGCCGAGAUGUGAACCGUGGGACCGCAGAUUUUCUGUUCCCCUCUUUCCUUGUUGCGGUUUGCGCUUUGUACCGGGCACGCGUUGAAUGGAAGGGUGGAAAACGAUAUGUUACAAAAAAAACGAUAUGUAUUGUAGUUGCAGCAAUUCGGAGACAAGGGUUUCCAGGAGGCACCUUCUUUAUGAACACCUCCACACUUCACAGGUUCGCCCUCGCACUCUCCCGAGUCGUCUAGCCUCGCCUAAACACAACCCUAACCGUGUAACACUGACGGGGCUGACCGAGACAGCCAACAACUAUCCAGCGGCGCAAUAUCUAGCAGCGACGACGAGACGAGUUCACUCCCAGAUCCGGCAGCCCCGAGCUCCCGCUCUCAGCUGCUUUUAUGCCACCCGGCGCGGCCUGGCUCCGCCCUGGCCGCGCCUCCCUUCUAGAACCCACUCGCAGGUUCCAGGGGCUUCCAGACGGGGGUCUUCUAUGACCCUUGACCCCCCAGUUCCUCCGCCCUGCCGACACACA
This is a messenger RNA of Petromyzon marinus (sea lamprey), 4824 nucleotides long. RefSeq lists its product as uncharacterized. Gene Ontology annotation, cellular component: intracellular membrane-bounded organelle; cytoplasm. Lineage: Eukaryota; Metazoa; Chordata; Hyperoartia; Petromyzontiformes; Petromyzontidae. The record is from RefSeq and is a predicted model, not a curated record.